AUGUCUAUAACUAUAAUAGAAAUCAACCCCACUGUGUUCUUUGACAUUGCGGCUGAUGGCGAGCCUUUGGGCCCUGUCUCCUUAGAGUUGUUUGCAGACAAAGUUCCAAAGACAGCAGAAAACUUUCGUGCUCUGAGCACUGGAGAGAAAAGAUUUGGACAUAAGGGUUCCCCCUUUCACAAAAUGAGUCCAGGAUUCACACGCCAUAAUGGCACUGGCAGCAGGUCCAUCUAUGAAGAGAAAUUUGAGGAUGAGAACUUUGUCCUGAAGUAUACAACUCUCUUCAUCUUGUCCAUGGUAAUUGCUGGACCAAACACAAACAGUUCCCAUUUUUUUAUCUGCACUGCCAGGACUGAGUGGCUUGAUGGCAAGCAUGUGGUCUUUGGAAAGGUGAAAGAAGCCAUGAGCAUCGUGGAAGCCAUGGAGCGCUUUGGGUCCAGGAAUGGCAAGACCAGGAAGAAGAUCACCAUUUCCUACUGUGGACAACUCUAA
Messenger RNA from Acomys russatus (golden spiny mouse), 492 nucleotides. RefSeq names its product peptidyl-prolyl cis-trans isomerase A-like. The transcript is spliced from 2 exons. Gene Ontology annotation, biological process: protein peptidyl-prolyl isomerization. Gene Ontology annotation, molecular function: peptidyl-prolyl cis-trans isomerase activity. Lineage: Eukaryota; Metazoa; Chordata; Mammalia; Rodentia; Muridae. The record is from RefSeq and is a predicted model, not a curated record. The coding region runs from base 1 to 492 and encodes 163 amino acids.